Molecule: messenger RNA, 2802 nt
Organism: Octopus bimaculoides (California two-spot octopus)
Lineage: Eukaryota; Metazoa; Mollusca; Cephalopoda; Octopoda; Octopodidae
Source: RefSeq, a predicted model, not a curated record
AAAAACGCUGUGGUAACAGCUACAGUACGAAACAACUUUUAACUGAAAUAUUUACAAGAUCCUGAAAUAAGAGCGAGAUAAAUAGUAUAGGAUGUUACAUCCUGGUGUUAAAUAACUUGCAUCCCAUAGCUAAAUAACUUCAUAACAGAUACAGUAUAUAAAACCAUAGCUGUUGAAGCUAGGAUAGAGGAUCUUUCUGAAUUGAAAAGUGGUGUCCGUCAAUUCAUAAAGAUCCAGGAUUGACUCUGUAACCGUAACCACAGCAAUAGAUAACUUGUUCAAAGUUACUUGAUGCAAGUUCAGUUGAACUUAUUUAAAAUGCGUUUCCCGAGCAAGUGACGUAAGAGAAAAUAUCAAAUAUCAACAGUCAUUCAAUUUCCAUCGUAAAAGACAAGCUUUCAGACGGAUAACGUAUUUGAUGAUUAUACCCGUUUAUUUAUUUAUCUAUUAUCCAAUCAUUGAAAUAAUAACUGAUGUUAAAUAGACACACUAAUUAUAAGAUGUCGUCUGCAUUCAGCUAACAGAUGUGAAUGAAAUAUAUUUAUUAUUGACGAACUAUGAAUAACACACAACGUUUCCUUUAUACACAAGCAACUCGCCCGCUAAUUUCAGGCUGUGUAGAAAAAUCUGAGAAAGACCCUAAAAUAAUCGACUACAAAAAUGUUUUCCUACGUCCAACAUUCAAGGAAAGUAUUGUGUGUGAAGCAUAUGACAUGAAAAUUCCAGCUUAUACUGUAGAGGUUGAUUCAGAUAGUUUCUGGAAAUUCUUAUAUUCUAACCAAUGGAAAGAUUGCUGUAUGAUACGUGUAAAGCCUGGCUUUCUGAAUACCGAUUUGACCACGACAUUAGCAAGUUUAUUGAAGAACAAAAAAAUAUCAAGUCAUAAAACUGUUGGCUUUAUUAAAUUUAGAUCAAGCGAUAUUAAGGAAGUGAAGCCACAGAAAUAUGGAACAAUACGUUUAGAAUUUACAUAUUUUGGCAGAAAUACCCAAUACGUCGGAAGGAGUAAAUCAGAAGAAUUUAGAAAAGAGCAUUACACAGCGAAAAAAACCAAAAGUUUAAAAUCUAGGCUGGAAAGUAACCUCACAUAUCAGCUACAAAGACAGCGAGAAAUUAUACAGAAUAGAAUAAAAUUAAGUGAAUUUUCGGAAUACGAUAAAAUUAAAUCAAUCAGAUUAAUUAAUGCUAAUCUCUCACAUUUUCAUUGUUCUGAGCCAAUUAACCUUCGAGAUGUUUUAGACACUGGUGAUUCACCAAAGGAAAAAUUGGCAUCAGUUUUCAAGCCAACUGCUACUACUGUUCAGAAGACCAUCAAAAGUCAACCAAUUCUUCAGCGUCCAAAGCAUACCCGUGAAACGAAGGGCAAGGGUAAAGACCCACAACACGAUGAAAGCUUGUUUAAUCAAACAUAUUUACAACCAAUAAGUAGCCACAAUAUGUCUUUUAAAAUUCUAGGAAGCAUAAUUCGACACGAGGAUAAACAAAAGACUCUUGGCUAUAAAGUACGAAUGUCUAAACUAUUUCUUAGUGAUAAACUCCUUAAUAAAACCCAUAACAUGUUAGAGAAGACUGUCUUAGAUGCUGAGCUGAGACCCAAACACAAAUCUGUUGAUCUUCCAACGGAAACUAAGAUUGUUGAAAGUGUGGGCUCCACCAUCAGCUAUAGCAAGUGGAAAAACUUUUCUGAACUGGUUUAUGGCAUCGUAGGCAGUCAAGAACUCCUUCGUACAUUACUAAACAGUCAUCCAGAGUGUCCAAAAACGAAAUACAAAAAACUGCAUGCUAGACUCAGCGAACGUGGAAAAUUGGACAGAAUAUUUAGGAGAAGAGGCCGAACUAGAUGCUUAAAAUGGAUGAAACAUCAAACUCUAAAGGCAGAUGAUGAAAUGAUGGAUGAAAAAGAUGAAACAGAGGAGAUCUUUGAGAUUUAUAAAGCAUCAAACAUUCUGUCAACACAACAUAAUAUUAAGGAAAUUCAGAUUAUCCAGGAAAAAUUACUGGAGUCCCUCGGACGCUUCGUUGUCCGGCAGGAACUGUUGUGUUUCAGCAAUGGGUUUAGUACUAUAAGAACGCUUGUUUUCAUCAGACCAUCUCUUUUCAUGGAAGUGUACUUUUGAUGAAUGAGGAAUGAAUGAUUAGAUAAUAAGGCCAUAAUAUAUAUACAUGUAUGUGUGAGUAUAUAUAUUAUGCAUGUAUAUAUAUAUAUAUAUAUGUGUAUAAUAUAUAUAUAUGUAUUGUGUAUGUAUAUAUAUAUAUAUAUGUGUGUGUGUGUGUGUACUGUGUAUGCAUAUAUAAUUUAUAUAAAAUAUAUAUAGGCAUAUAAUAUAUAUAUAUGCAUAUACAUAUACAUAUUAUAUAUAUAUGUUUUAUUUGUGUAUGUAUGUGUUUUUGUAUGUUAUAUUUCUAAAAUAUGCAUUUAUGUACAUAUACAUGUGUGUGUGUAUAUAUAUACUUCUUUAAUUCUUUAAAAUGUUUCAGCUUAUAAGCUGUGGUCAUAUAAAUAUAUUAUACUACAUAUAUAUAUUCUACACUAUAUAUAUAUAUAUAUACAUAUAAAUAUAUAUAUAUAUAUUAUACAUCAUCAUCAUCAUCGUUUAACGUCCGCUUUCCAUGCUAGCAUGGGUUUGACGAUUUGACUGAGGACUGGUGAAACCGGAUGGCAACACCAGGCUCCAGUCUGAUUUGGCAGAGUUUCUACAGCUGGAUGCCCUUCCUAACGCCAACCACUCUAUAUUAUACAAUAUAUAUAUAUAUAUGUAUCUAUAUUAUACAAUGUAUAUAUAUAUAUAUAUAUCUAUAUCU